Caenorhabditis auriculariae is the source of this 3587-nucleotide messenger RNA. NCBI's taxonomy places the organism in Eukaryota, Metazoa, Nematoda, Chromadorea, Rhabditida, Rhabditidae. The record is from the annotation of a GenBank genome assembly.
AUGCAAUGCGUCUCAAAGAUGCAUAACAACUUGCACAGCUUUUUCAACAAUCGAGAGGUUUAUUUUCUAGAAGUUACAAUUGAAUAGGAUUCGUAGGUGAACUCAAUCGUCACCGCGUUGUUUGUUUUUAUCGGGCUCUACAUCUCGAUAAUCACGGUUCUUGGACAAAGCUUCUGUUCGUACAACUUAGCUGAUUGAUUAUUUAUCUUGGUCCUCAGGGCAUCCAUUGCAAGAUGGUUCGUUGGUAUCUGACGACAAUGCGGCUAUAAAUGUCCGUACCAUUCUUGUCGUUUUCUUCAUUUUGACGAUGUCACUAGCGGCUGGUGGAGUCGCUCACAUAAUAAGGCUUCCGCCACUUCUCGGUAACUUUUAUGAGAUUCGUUUUUUGUUAUAAAAAACGAAACGAUAACUUCAUAUAGAAGAAGUCACAAAGAAAAUUGUUGGACAUAUUUUUUGAAAGAAUAAGGACAAUUACCAAAAGUGAUUGCGGUUACCUUGGGAAUGUUACAAACUUCACAGAAAAGUAGAUAAAUUUUUUGCGCUUUUAAAAUCCUUCCAUCAUUUCAAUGAUCAAAAGUUCCGGUCUAAAUUAUUUUCUUCCAGGAUCAUUAGUUCUUGGCAUUUUUCUGAGAAACGUUCCGAUUCUACAUCAAAUCUUUGUGAUUCCACCUUACUGGGACGCGAUUCUGAGAAAAAUCGCUUUUGUGAACGUUGUCGUCUGCUGGGCACUCUCUACUAACUUGAAAUUUCUCAACAGUAGAGCGGUAGGUUUAUUCGAGCUUCUUAUAACUUUGAAUGAUUUAGUCUUUGCCGCUCGCCUUGGGCAUCUUGACGCCGAUUGGAGAGGCGCUUGCCCUUGGAUUUGGAGCAUAUUUCAUUUUGGGACUCUCUGAGGUCAUGUCUGUUUUGUGCGGGUGAGUUUUUUAAUGAUUUGAUUCAUUUCACUUGACGUGGUUCUAGGUUGAUUCUAGCUGCAGUUUCGCCGGCUUCAACUGUCGUCACGAUCAAUCGACUGAAGAAUGAGUUUUAUCUCAAUAACGAAGUGCGCGUAAAUUUGAUUUUGUUUAUGAAAAACAGCAAAAAAAUGAGAAAAAAACAUUCAUCUACUUUUCACUGUCUCUUUGAAGAAACUUUUAAGAGUUGUUCUAUAUCUAAUGAACAUUUGAAAAAACCAUGUGCUUAUUCCGAGUUUUUUUAAGAAAGCCAUGCUCCCUAUUCCAUCUUUUGAACCAUCCUCGUGCAGCAAAAUUCAAUUUUACAAAGCUCUAAGUUCGAGUUUAUGAGUUUCUCAAAAUCCCUCAUUUUGUGGAUCAAUUUUUUAACUUUAUCUCUUUUUUUAUUUUUUUUAUCAAUUUGAAACCGUAAAGAUUAAUCAUAAGAGAGUUUCGGCGGUCAAAUAAUUAUGAAAUAAGAACCAAACACAUUAUAAAAAAAGUUUCAGAGAACUUUGGAGACGAUAACGGCAGCGACCAACUUUGACAGUUUUUCUCUGUGCAUCGGCUGUUCUUCUCAUUUCAUCCGUUUUAUUUUCAGAAAGUAUAACAUUUUUUCGAAAAAAGUAAAGAUAUGAUUGUUUCAGCUCCUUUGGUUUCGUCAAUGCUUCUCAACGCGGGUUCUUUAGUUUUUGGAGUCAUUGCUGGUGUUUUUCUGGGUACCUCAUUCGAUUUAUAACUUAAGAAAGAACAAAAAACAGGUUGGCUCUUUUGGAGGUUCCCUCGCUCCGACGCUCCGCAUAUGAGUCUGGCUAGAACUUUUCUCAUCGCAACAUAUUCCAUUGGAUUGGUCAUUGGUGAUUAUCUUUCUAUCAAUGAUGUCUCAUUGAAAAGUCUAGAUAAAGAGUGUUUUUUAAAACUUCUAACGAAUAAGUUCUUUUUUUUUUUUUGCCUGACUGUUCUCUCAUAAGGAAGGUCGCUUCUAAAAAUAAUUUUUUAACGGCUGGUUCCGAAGAGAUGUUUUUUCUGAAAUAUAAGGACAUCCUUUGUCAAUAUUUCCAGGAUUUCGAAAAGUGGAUACUCUGAGAUGUGUUUUCUUCAAGCCCUGGGAAAUUUCCCCAUGUUUUUGCUCUUGUUCCGAUAAAAUCAUAAUUUAAAAAACUAUCGAGUAUUUCCACUCAUUUUGAGUUUUUGAGAAAAACUGUGAACAUUUUUAAAUCUUUGAAACAACUUCUCAAAAUAAAAAAAAAUGCAUCCGCCCACGUCUCUACCUUUAUGAAGCGAAAAAGAUUAUAGGAUCGUACUUUUUGCUCUAUCCAUGUGCCGGUUUGGUUGGUGGCUUGUUGAUGGGCGCAAUGGCUUCUGCACGGUGGGGAAUGGACAAUGACAAUAAGGUUCCCCGAAAUCUCAGAAAUCUUUUCUAGAACUAGAAUAACUUUGAGUGUUUAGGGUGUGACAAUCGUCACGACUUUCAAGUACAUGUGGGAAAUUGUCUCGUCUCCACUGCUCUUUGCUCUUCUGGGAAGGAAAUUCGAUUGUUCUACGGUUGGUUUCUUCUCUGUAAAGAGAAAAAAAGUAUAAAAUAGGGAAGUUUUUUUGUUAUCUGCAAAAAUCAAACUUUUCAAAGACUUCUAGAAAAUUCGGCUUUUUCUCAAGAAAAAAAUUAAUUUUUUUGAAAAAAAUAAGUAGUUUUUUUCUAAUUUUUUUCAAAAAAAUAUCAAAGUUCUAGACAAGAAUCGGAAAAAAAAGAAAGGCGAAAUUCCAACUUUUGCUUUUUACUUGUGGGAUAAAAGAGCUUUUGAGAAACUUUUCCGACUACAUCUUAGUUUUACCUCUAAGAAUAAUAGUAUGGAGAUGCGUUUUACCACAUUUUUCGAGUUCUUUGAAAUUAUUUAGCAUGUUUAGCUCACAUGGGAGAGCGUUUUCUUAUGCCUCGGUCUCAUCGCAAUUGGAAUCAUUGUUCGCAUCGUUCUCGUCAUGCUGGUCACUGCCUGUUUCUCGACCAAGUUCAAGGAACAAGUGGUUAUUUGUUUGAGCAUGCUUCCACGGGCGGCUAUUCAAGUGAGUUCUAUCAAAAAAUUCAAUUUUCGAGUAUUUUUCUGAAAGUUAUUGCUUUUCUUCAAAAAUUUUUCAAACUUCUCAAAUCCUUAUUUAUAGGCGGAUCUCGGACCAACUCUAGUGGCUCUUGCUUUUGCUUUCCCUCAGUACAUUGGGGAUGCGAAUAUUGUGAGUUUUGAGUCAUUACUCUUUGAAAGGUCACGAAAAGUUUGCUAAUAACUGUUUUUGAAUUCGAAAUCGAAAUUUGAAAGUCGAAAAAGUUCUAAAAAAACCUUCGACUAGAAGAUCGUUUUAAUGAGACCGUGAGAAAAUGAUUACUUCAGAUUCUGCGAAGCUGCAUUCUGACUGCUUUGUUCACAGCUCCACUAUUUGAACUCCUUCUAUCAAUUGCAGCUCCACGUCUUCUAAAUCACAUGGGAUACGAAGACGAUGUGAGUACUCUGGAAGAUCAUCUCACAAGUUAUAAUUCAGGAAAACCAGGUUCCCGUGAAGCCAACGUCGGAAGAGAUCCAUUCAACUUACAACAACUCGUCGACCUUCGUUUCAAGAUUCAAGGCGAUUUCGAGGGACAGCGAGACCGUAGUUGAACGAUAUUGA